Messenger RNA from Didymodactylos carnosus, 2463 nucleotides. The record is from the annotation of a GenBank genome assembly. Lineage: Eukaryota; Metazoa; Rotifera; Eurotatoria; Philodinida; Philodinidae.
AUGGUAUUCGUGACAGGUAUCGAAGCGUGUAUGCCGAUUUUACUGCGAGCAGUAUUAUAUUUUAUAUUUUUAUUAUAUUUAUUUCUUGGUAUAGCAAGAAUUGCUGAGGUAUUUGCGUCUUCAAUAGUAACAAUAACAUCUAAAAAGAGAAAAAUUCGGUAUCCCGAUCCAAAUGGUGGAGAAAAUCAAUAUAUAACUAUUCCAGUGUCAGUAUGGAAUCCUACAGUGGCAAAUUUAACAUUAAUGGCGUUAGGAUCAAGUGCACCAGAAAUAUUACUAUCAACAAUUGAAAUUAUUGGAAAUCGCUUUGAAGCUGGAGAAUUGGGACCAGGUACAAUUGUUGGCAGUGCUGCGUAUAACUUACUGAUAAUUUGUGCAUUAUGCAUCGCGGUUAUCAAAUCACCUGAAACAAGACGAAUUGAAUUGUACAACGUUUUUAUAAUAACAUCAUUUUUUGGAUUUUUUGCUUACAUAUGGUUAUUCAUCGUACUGAGUGUUAUUUCAAAAGAUGUUGUCGAUUUAUGGGAAGCUGUUAUUACAUUUCUCAUGUUUCCACUUGUCGUAAUAUUAGCAUUUCUGGCUGACAAAAAAUUUUUUGCAUCAAAAACACCGGAUAUGGAAGAACAAGAAAAAAAUUUGAUAUUCAAUACUCUUAUUUUAUCUUAUUGUGUUUUGAAAGGUCCACCGGAAAAAGAUGCAACUGGAGUUGAAAGAAGUUUUAAAAAAGAAGAACUAUUACAAUUUUUAAGAGAUUUACACCCAAUACCAGGUCUAACAACAGAAGAAAAAGCUCAGUUAUUUGCAGCAAAAUUUUCGGACAGUACGCCUCGUAAUAGAAUGCAGUUUCGUAUAGAAGGCGCAAGAAUGUUAACAGGCGGAAAAUCCUUAUGGGUAACUCUUCCAGAAAAAUUACAAGAGAUAUAUGAAAACUCAAUCAAACCACAACAUGAUGGUUUUAAUCAUGAGCCGAAUAUAGAACGAAAAGCUACAUUAAGUAGAAUUGAUACGGAUGACGAUCCGAAUAUUGCUAUCCUCGAAUUUGCUGCAUCGUCGUAUGCUGUACUUGAAAGAGAACAACGUGUGACGGUCGAUGUAGUCAGAUAUGGAAAUGUCUCUUCUGUGCUUCGUUUUAGGCUCGAUACAAUAGACGGAACAGCAACAGCAGGUGAAGACUAUGUCAAAUUAUCAGAAGAAUUUAAAAUGGAGCGUAAUCAACAAGAAAAGAAAAUAACAAUUCAUGUAAUAGAUGACAAUCAAUGGGAACCAGACGAAACAUUUUUUGUUAAGCUUUCGUUGGUCGAAGGUGACGAAGUGAAAGCUAAACUUGGAUCAAAAACUAUUGCACUUGUCACUAUUAUUAAUGAUGAUGAACCGGGUAUUAUUAGCUUUGAAGCAGAGGCAAAACUUGUAAAAGAAUCAGUUGGUAAUGCUAAAAUUAAAAUCGAAAGAAAGGAUGGUGCCGACGGUAGAGUAUCAGUUCGAUAUCGUACAAAAGAUAUUAAUGCAGUGGCAGAAAAAGAUUAUAUAGGAGGAGAAAGUGAAGUUGUGUUUGAGCACGGUGAAUUAUCGAAAACAAUUGAAAUACCAAUUAUCAACGAUUUAGAAGCCGAAAAAAACGAGAGUUUUUCUGUUGAACUAUUUGAUCCAAAAGGUGGUGCACAGUUGGGCAACCACGUUAAAAUCGUUGUGACAAUUAUCGAUGACGAUGAUUAUAAAACCGUAACAAACAAAAUAGCCACGUUAGCUCAAGGUGAUCUUGAUAAAUUGAGUGUAACAACAGUAAGUUGGCCACAACAAUUCCGUGAAGCAAUGAGCGUUACCGGAGGUGAUGAUGAUAAGCCUGCAAAAGUUGGUGAUUACAUACAACACACCGUGUCGUUCUUCUGGAAGGUGUUAUUUGCCUUCGUUCCUCCACCCCAUUAUGCUGGUGGUUGGUUGAGUUUUUUUAUCUCGUUAGUAUUUAUUGCCGUGUUAACAGCUGUUGUUGGUGAUGUUGCAGCCAUAUUUGGUUGUCUAGUAGGAUUAAAAGAUAGUAUCACAGCCAUAUCAUUUGUAGCACUAGGCACAUCAUUACCAGACACCUUUGCAAGUAUGUAUGCUGCAAAAAAAUUAGACACAGCUGAUGAUGCCAUUGGUAAUGUGACUGGUUCAAAUUCUGUUAACGUCUUUCUUGGUCUUGGACUGCCAUGGUUAGUAGCAGCCAUUUAUUGGGAAUCUAAAAAUUUACCCUUCACUGUUAAAGCUGGUGAUUUAUCAUUUUCCGUCCUGAUAUUUUCUAUAUGUUGUAUUAUUUGUAUGGUCGUCUUAACUUUAAGAAGAUUUAUUGGCUUUUUUGGCAAAGCCGAGUUAGGAGGACCCACAAUAUCAAAAUAUGCGUGUUCACUAUUUUUUGUUGUAUUAUGGAUUGCCUAUUUGACAUUAUCCGGUUUACAAGCAUACGGUCAUAUUAAAUGGUCAGCGUAA